AUGAACCACCUGGCGCCGCGUGGCGUCUACCUCAGUCCGUACCUAACUUGCGCCCAGUGCAACGCUCUCAACGUCGUCAACGCGCACCGCCUCGGGCCGGCCACGGCCCUUGGGCGGCAUCGCUUUCAACGCGAGGUACUGCCCGUGUGCGUUGGCUGCGGGCGCACGCUGCAACUGCGCGUCGGCGUGACCAACCACGCGCCGGUGUUCGCGUCCCAAGCGGCCGCCUUCCACCACGCCCAGCACAUUCGCGCCGCGGCCGCCUUGACGCUGCAGCGCAUCGUGCGCGGCGGCCUCGCACGCUGUGACGCGGACCGCCGGCGCCGGGCCAAGGCCGCGCGUGACGCGCUCGAGUGCCGCGCGGCGACGCUGUUGCAGCGGCGCGUGCGGGGCAUGCAGACGCGGCGACGCACCAAGAUCCAGUCGGGCGUCUCGCUCAUCGCGUGGACGCACGAGAGGCUGCUUCAAACGCUCUUGUGCGAGGCGUCGGCCGCGACGGCGCGCGUGUUUUGGUUUUCGGACACGGAGGAUCUGGCGCUCAUCCAACGCGACUACCGUGCAUAUGUGCGACGUGCGGGGCCGUCCAUGACGUUGCGCCGCUUCGAAGGCAACGUUCUCCUUUUGGUCCACCGCAUAUGGGCGAUGCAGCAUCGCAUGGCGGCGCGGAUCCAAGCGCGUUGGCGCGGCGUCCAGCUCCGACACGUUCUUCGCAUCUACCUCUGCGAGCUCGGUCGACUGCGGGAAGUGUGGCACUGCUGUGCUGGCCUCAUCCAGCGCAACUGGCGACGACGCUGCGACCACGUCAAGGCGAACCGCCAGCGUAGCACGGUCGUCCCAGUUGUCGGGCAGCGCCGCCGACCACGCCUUCUGCACGACGUUCGCCGCGUGCGGGCCGUGUACGCCCAGCACCACCGCCACACGGACAAGGUCGCGGGCUACCUCGCGCACCCGCACGUCAAGAUGCUCGCCGACAACGAUGUGCUCCAGGCCUUUGCGGCCACGUACGGCGCGAUGACGUCGCCGGCGAUGCAGCGGCACCACGCCGCCCACGUCGACGCGCGGCGCCAGAUUCACGCGUUUGUAGCCAAGGCGACAGGCCGCUGACACAGAUGGGCAUGGCAUCUGCGCGACCGUCGUUGCCACGUGCACCAUAUGCAAGGGAGGGCGGCGGAGCUUUCCCCGGGUGAGUAUCUUUCUCGGCCAGGAAGCCCCUUCGAGACCACAGCCUCCACCUGCUGUGCAGGAGGCGAGCGGCGCGCGACCCAUCAGAUGGCCGUCCCACGCCCUAGCGUAAUACCACCACGCGGGUGAAAGUCGUUUCCCAAACCAGCCUCGUCCGCUUUGUCACAAGCUUGCAGGUGGCCACCAAGGGCCUGGAAGUGGGCCUCACGCCCCUGGCCGGUACAACUACACGGUAUCAUGGAUCCAUCCGGCGAGUGGGCCGUGCGUGGCGUCAGUGCCAUGCUGCAACGCGUCGAACACGCUUCUAUUAUACACGAGGGCGAGACGCUACAUGUCUGUGGUUCGAAUGCACCCACGAUCUUCGAGCACGUCCCUCGCGCCGCCACCACAUUUGGCUGCCACGUCAUGGCCUUGAGACAUACUUGAUACAAAAGAAAUAUUUGAGACGAGGAUGAGAAAGAUAGAGCCCGGUAAAAUUCCA
This is a messenger RNA of Saprolegnia parasitica CBS 223.65, 1663 nucleotides long. RefSeq lists its product as hypothetical. Lineage: Eukaryota; Oomycota; Saprolegniomycetes; Saprolegniales; Saprolegniaceae. Gene Ontology annotation, molecular function: protein binding. The transcript is spliced from 5 exons. The record is from RefSeq and is a predicted model, not a curated record. Bases 1 to 1104 code for a protein of 367 amino acids.